CUGUUAUUGCUUUAUCUUGCCUAGCUCAGUGAUCUGAUCUGUAUGAACAGUAUGCAAAACAAACUUUUCAGUGGAUUCCGGCACCGUCCGGCCCGCGAUCUCCUCGGCCGGGGGGCUUCCACAGACCGAAUCCGGCUUGUGAUCUGCCCUGGAUCAGCCCCACGCUGACUGCGGUUUGGCAGCUUCAACGCUCCGCGCUCUGUUCGCGUGUCGCGGCCUCUCCGCGGGGUCUAGCGGGUGUCGGAUCAAGUUCGAGUUCAGGUCAGAGUGAGAGAGAGGGAGGGAGCGCCAGUGUUCGGUUGGGAAAGUGCUGUGGGGGUGGGUGAUUGAAGAUAAUGGGGGUCUCGAAGCAGCAAGUUGAAGAUCAUCCUUCCCCUCCCUCCCUCCGCCCUGAAGUGGAACUGCUCGCGUCUUGCCGGUGGACCAAGCCAGGCAUAGGAGGGCGGAUCUCAGACAGAGGGGAAAUGCUGUGGAGGCGGUAUUCGCAGAUCCUCAAAUUGCGAAGGCAGGGAAGUUACUCGCUUAUUCGCACGGGACCAUCUGCGGCAGAGAUGAAGCUCUCGUAUGUCACGUUGCUCGUCCUGCUGGCCGUCGGAAGCGUUAACCCGUUGAAAUGUUACACGUGCAAAACGGAGAGAUGCAAAGCGGGCGAGGUCAAGGAGUGUAAACCUGGGGAGAUAUGUACAAUCAAAGAGAACAGACAGAGAAACGGAACUUCGACCGAGGCUACUAGCAUCUUCAACAGAGGAUGUAAGCCAGCCUGCACCAACAUCAGCGUCGACCUGGGAUACAUUUCUGUCAACAUCAACUGCUGUAGCAGUGACUUCUGUAACCAGGAGAUAGGUCCAGCCCGGACGGUGACACUGCGAGGCUGUGUCUCUUCCUCCGCUUGCUCCCCGGAUCGAGUUCCCGCCCUAAUCGAAGUGCCAGGGAAUAUCAGCUGCUGCGAUCACAACCUCUGCAACGGGAGUGGGCCUACUGGCACCCUGACCCCUCUCCACCCCACCCUCCUCCUCCUCCUCUUCCUCCUCCUAGGCCUCAUCAGCUUGUGAGGGCUCAUGCAGUUUUGCCACCUCCUCGUACCCCGCACCCUCAGCACAGAAUAUCUCACCUUAUUUAUUAAACUUUGUGCCGUCUCAGAUUUUGUAUUUCUGAC
Molecule: messenger RNA, 1156 nt
Organism: Mobula hypostoma (lesser devil ray)
Lineage: Eukaryota; Metazoa; Chordata; Chondrichthyes; Myliobatiformes; Myliobatidae
Product: phospholipase A2 inhibitor and Ly6/PLAUR domain-containing protein-like
Exons: 4
Coding region: 336-1052 (238 amino acids)
Cellular component (GO): plasma membrane
Molecular function (GO): acetylcholine receptor inhibitor activity
Source: RefSeq, a predicted model, not a curated record